Gasterosteus aculeatus aculeatus (three-spined stickleback) is the source of this 2152-nucleotide messenger RNA. RefSeq lists its product as uncharacterized. The record is from RefSeq and is a predicted model, not a curated record. NCBI's taxonomy places the organism in Eukaryota, Metazoa, Chordata, Actinopteri, Perciformes, Gasterosteidae.
UUUAUGGUGUUUAUAGUGUUGAUCAAUCUUGGAGUCCCUACAGAGUUUAAUCAACCCUGUGGGGUUGGACCUUCAUCUGACCUUUCCGACCAACUUCCCAGCAAAAAAGUGAAAGGAGAACCUCCCUCCGCUUGCUGACCAGCCCUCAUUUUCUUCCCCGCUAAAGACGAGUGCAAAGAAACCGCACGGGGAUUUAAAGUCAGUGUGGAUCUCAUUGAAGCAUAAGUGUGACCUGUUUGCAGGGUGAAGCUGCUGGAAGUCAGUUUAGUUUAGUUUAGGUUUUGCUCUCCACAAUUUCCUUCAUAUUUCCAAUUCUUUCACUGCGUCAUCAUCUGCACAAACUGGGUUUAGACGCGGUUGUGAAUCGGAUGCAAAGAUGAGUGUUGAGUACCGCUCUUCUACCGUGACAAACAUGGACACUGAUAACAGUAAAGUUGGCUAUUGCCAACUUUUAGGAGAUGGCAGCAAGUUCCGGUAUUCAGUUCAUGCAUUAAGAAACAGCCCCUUCAGGGCCGCUACAGUUGGUCUUGGGCUGCUGUGUGUUCUCCUGUUGGCUGGGGUCAUAGGUCAGAGUGUCCACUAUCAAAAUGUAAAGCAAGACGAUCAAAACAACCUAAAAUCUGCGAGUGACGAGAAAGAGAAACUACAGGAGAACUUAAAGAUGCUGCAAAUGGAAAAAAAAACACUUCAGACGAGCCGUGAUGAGUACGAGCAAAAAAACACUUUCUUGACAAAAAAGAGAGAACUGAUACAGACCAACAACAAUUUACUGAAGGAGGAAACAAACAAACUUAAAACUAGCCAAAGCCAGUUGCAGGCCAGUAACGCCGCUUUCAGCAAAGAGAUAGAAGAGCUGAAAGCCAGUAAAAACCAGUCAGAGACUAAAAUCAAUGACUUGUCUGCUGCCAAAGCCUAUUUACAAAAGCAAUAUGAUUCAGCAAUCAAACUCAAAAAUGAAGCACUGACCAGCCACGACUCACUGACCAAAGAAAGGAACAAUUUACAGAACCAAUUAAAUAAUGUAACCAGAUUAAAAGAUCGCCUGCACUUGAGUUACAGUAACUUGGUUCAGAAGGUGGAGCAUUUGCAGGACAGAUACAACUUCUCUAACAGUGAAAAGGAGAAGAUAGAAAGCCAUCACCAAAACCUGACCAUAUCAAAAGACACUCUGCAGGCCUCUUACGACCUGCUGGUGAAAGCCGCCGAUGAGCUGCGUGCUUCUCACACCUCCUUGGUUCAGGAAAAAAAUGAUCUGGAGAUCAGUUGCAAAAAUUUACGAGCGGAAAGAGACCUGUUGGAGGUGAAAAAUCACAACCUGACUAUUGACAUGGGCGCGAUACAGGUGGAUGUUGACAAACUGAAGAAAAUCACCCCAGCGAGGAAGUGCUCCAGUGGCUGGACAGGCUUUCAGUACAGCUGCUACUUCACCUCUUCUGGCAAAAGCAACUGGACCGCGGCCAGAGAAUACUGUCAAAACAAAGCCGCCGACCUGGCUAUCGUAAAAAGUCAAGACGAAAUGCUCUUCGUCAACGGCCUGUAUUCAAAUGAAAAAGAGGUCUGGAUUGGAUUAACUGAUGGAGGAGUAGAGGGAGAGUGGAAAUGGGUAGAUGGGACACCAUUGACCACCACGUUCUGGGGCAAAGAUCAGCCCAACAGCUUUGACGGGAGGAACCAGGACUGUGUGGAAUUCUGGCACAGAACGGAUGGGAGGGGCACCUGGAAUGAUGAGAAUUGUAACAUAAAACAACAGUUCAUCUGUGAGAAGUAGUUUCCCUGUCUGCCUAUAGUUGUGCUGGCCACUGUUCAAUGGUCCUUAUGUAAGAUAACACAUGUUAUGUGAUCAAUUAUUACCCAAUGAAAGUGAUGAGUAAUUGUAAACUGAAAUUUAGUGGAGGACGUAUUUUAUGCUGGUGCAAACGGUCGUGUUUAGGGAGCUAAGAUUUCCAUUAUAUUUACAUGCUGUUGAAACAAUUAUGUGAGUUUGCUUUACAAUGUGUCCUCUUGCACCGUACGAUGUUGUAGUUUGUGUUUCGUUUUGGCUUCCAGUACAGAGAGUAUUAAGGUUCACACAUAAUCCUACACACUUUGCAUCUAUAUUUUAUGUAAAUCAGCGUUGUACAGUUUAAAUAAAGUAAUUCACUUUGUGCCACUA